AGUGAGUGAGUGAGUGAGAGUGGGUGGGUGGCUAGCUAGAUGGUUGGAUUGCAGCACAUCAACGCUCUCCAUACUACGGGGCUGUGCGUCGACCGGAAGGUGCUGUCAGUCUAGAACAACCGGGAGCCGGUUCAUGUACCCCGACGGUCGGCUGAAGCGUGCUGUUGGUCGGGAUACAGUGCGGAAUAGGCCCUUCCAGCCUGCUGAGCAACGCCACCCUGCAAACCCCUGAUUUAACGCUAGCCUAACCACGGGACAACUUACAAUGACGGAUUAAUCUACCAGCCGAGAUGUCUUUGAAAUGUGGGAGGAAACCCAUGUGGACAUGGAGAGAAGGUUGAGCUGGUAUUUUCCCAGUGGUGUUUUUGCUGGUCUGCUGAUGGGAAUAAUGUUAGCUAAAGCACUGGAAUUGAGAUAAUUUCAAAAUUUAACUGAAGGCCACAGUGCGACUACAACUGCAUACAGCUCACUACGAACAGUAACCAUGAGCUCUGAAGAGAAAACCAUGUCACCGGCUCACAAAGGGUCAACUCCCACUCACAGGAGUGGGUCAUCAUCUUCCUCCUCUCAAAGGGAGAGCAGGCCGGAUGGUGACAAUUGGGAAAUCAUCGAAGGAUUAAAAAUUGGACAGACCAAUGUCCAGAAGCCAGAUAAACAUGAAGGGUUUAUGUUGAAAAGAAGAAAAUGGCCUUUGAAAGGUUGGCACAAGCGUUUCUUUGUCCUUGAAAGUGGAAUGCUGAAAUAUUCUAAGACACCAAUUGAUAUUCAGAAAGGCAAACUUCACGGAAGCAUUGAUGUUGGGUUGAGUGUCAUGUCAAUCAAAAAGAAGACACAACGGAUAGACCUGGACACAGAAGAACAUAUAUAUCAUCUAAAGGUAAAAUCUCAGGAAGUGUUUGACGCUUGGGUAACAAAAUUGCGUCAUCAUCGUUUGUACCGUCAGAAUGAAAUUGUGCGCUCACCCAGGGAUGCCAAUUUUCACGUCUUCCCUACAUCACCAAAACCUGAUCUCUCACCAGCUCUAACUACUGCUGUAUUAGAUGUAAAGCCCCAGCAAAACAAUUUCACACGGCAGCCCUCCAUUCCAUGCAGUACAAGUCUACCUACUUCCUAUAGCAACAGUCAAACCAAAGUUGCAGCAUGGUUGCUGGAAUCUGAAGAGAUGAAUAAAUGUUCAAAAGACCUUGCACAUUGCCAAUCAAGUCUGGUGGAACUCAGCAAACUAUUACAAAAUCUAGAAAUUCUACAAAGGACACAGUCAGCUCCGAAUUUCACUGACAUGCAGGCUAAUUGCAUAGAUAUUACAAAGAAAGAUAAGCGUGUCACCAGAAGAUGGAGGACAAAAAGUGUGAGCAAAGAUGGAAAAAUGCAGCUUCAGGUUCCCUCGGGUGCUUCUGUGUCUCCCCUUCGUUUGCACUCUUCCAACCCCAACCUAUGUGCCGACAUCGGAGAAUAUCCAAUACAACCAAGUCCGCUUCCGGAGUUCCCUGAUUCCUUUGCGGAGUUUACUAAACUUCAGGAGGAAUUCUGUCUUAUUGCGCAGAAAGUGCAGUGUCUUUUAAAGUCUGCCUUCAACACAGUAGCAAUAGAAAAGGAGAAGUUGAAGCAAAUGCUCUUGGAGCAAGAACAUUCUGGCCACAGUUCUCAGUUCUUCACUCUUAGGAGAACUCUUUCCCAGCCAAGCGACAAGAUUCAUGUCACUAUCCCAUUGUCACAGCAGGACUCUAAUGGGAGCAGGCUCUCUAUGUCUGAAUCAGUUUCGGAAUUUUUUGAUGCUCAAGAAGUACUUCUGUCAGCAAGCUCUUCAGAGAAUGAGGGAUCCGAUGAUGAAUCAUACAUUAGUGAUGUCAGUGACACUAUUUCCGAAGACAAUGCCAGUGUUGCAGAGAAUGCUUCUCGUCGAUUUUCUGAUGGUGAACUUAUGGGGGGUGCAUUUCGAAAUGGCAGACGCACAUGCCUUCCAGCACCUUCACCUGAUACAAGUAGCAUUAAUCUGUGGAACAUUCUGAGAAAUAAUAUUGGAAAAGACCUGUCCAAGGUUUCUAUGCCAGUUGAGCUGAAUGAGCCCCUGAAUACUCUGCAGCAUCUCUGCGAGGAAUUGGAAUACUCCGAGUUGUUAGACAAGGCUGCUGAAACAGAUGAUCCAUAUGACCGAAUGGUUAUGAUUGCUGCAUUUGCAGUUUCAGGUUACGCUACAACAUAUUACAGAGCCACGUUUAAGCCCUUUAACCCAGUCCUUGGAGAGACAUAUGAAUGUAUUCGAGAAGACAAGGGAUUCAGGUUCUUUGCAGAACAGGUCAGCCACCACCCACCCAUUUCUGCCUGUCACUGCGAAUCAAAGAAAUUUGUGUUUUGGCAAGAUGUCAGAUGGAAGAAUAAAUUCUGGGGCAAAUCUAUGGAAAUACUUCCCGUGGGAAGAGUGAAUGUCCUGCUGCCAAAAUAUGGAGAUGAGUUUGAAUGGAAUAAAGUUACCACCUGUAUACAUAACAUUCUUAGUGGGCAACGUUGGAUCGAACACUAUGGAGAAAUUACCAUUAGGAACACAAAAAACAAUGUGUGCAUUUGUAAACUAAGCUUCAUUAAGGGAAGUUACUGGAGUUCAAAUGUAAAUGAAGUUCAAGGGUUUGUGAUGGAUCAGGAAGGGAAAGUGGUACGACGGCUCUUUGGCAAGUGGCAUGAAGGGCUGUACUGUGGAGUUCCCCCCUCUGCUAAAUGCAUAUGGAGACCAGGCUCCAUGCCAACGAACAGUGACAUGUAUUAUGGCUUCACUAGAUUUGCAAUUGAGCUGAAUGAAUUGGAUCCUAUGAUGAAAGAGUUCCUCCCACCUACUGAUGUUAGAUUUAGACCAGAUCAAAGAUACUUAGAAGAAGGUAAUAUCCAAGCCGCUGCAUCUGAGAAGCGCAGAAUCGAAGAAUUGCAAAGGGAGCGGAGAAGGCUUAUGGAAGAAAGCAAUACUGUUUAUCAGCCUCAGUAUUUUAAGAAAGUUUCUGAAGGUAAUCAAAGAGAAUCCUGGAUGAGCACUGGGAACUACUGGGAACUGCGAAAGGAUCCAGGGUUCAGUAAAUUAGAAAUUUCAGCACUCUGGUAAUUUGAAGAAGUAAAAAUAACAUUCUUCACAAGAAAAAAGAAAUUAACUAUGCAUAAGUUAUUGCUGUUUCAAAUCCUAUUGCGUUCCUGUGGUUUAGCUGGUCAUAUGCUAAGGUAUGCCUGUUUAGUAACAGGUAUAAUGAGGAAUAGGCCAUGACCCAGACACUGCUGGUUUACGAUAUUGUUUUCCACUAAAGCUGUGAAUUUUUGGUAAACCAAAAGUUAAAUUUAAAGUGAAUGCACAAUAGGGAUGGCUGUUUGACAGUCAUAUAUUUAUUAAAAUAGUAUAAUCUUAAUGAAGCAUUAACAAUUAUCACGGCUUUUUGCUAGUGUUUCAUCAUUCAUUUUCAUGCCUUAUAAGAACAGCAAAUACAUUAAAAAAACAUAGUUUUUAUUCUGAAAACUUACUGAAUCUCAACUAGUUUUUCAAAUUCAAGUUAUCAUAUCAAAAGUUUAUUCCUAAUUAUUAAGUGAAUCCCAUUCAGCCUUUACAACUACUUCCUUCUACUGUUCAGGCAGCCUCCAUUAUUGAUUGGCUUCCAUUCGCAUUUCAUGUUAAUUUUUAAAAAUUGCUUUAAAGUAUAUAUUUUUUCAGUAAUAUUUGUUUACCGAUGGAUGUGCGAAUAAAGUCCUACUGUCUCUAACAUCAGCCUUGAAGGUGCAAAUAAUACUUUGUUGAUAAGUAAUGCAUACAAGUACAUGGAGUAUAAUGAAUUUACUGUCAGUAGACAUUUGUUAGUCAAUUUGGUUUGCUAGAUAUGAGCAAAGUUAGUACAAUAAAAACCUGCUAUUGAAUGCUGUGUUAAUGGAGAUGUUAACUUAAAGGCUAAGUAUGCAUAGAAGCCAAUUCACAAUAGCGCUAAAUGGAAUAGGACUAGAUAUUUCUGAGUGGGGCCUUCACAGCCCAAGCUCAGUGCCUGCAUUUUCGAUUCUGCUUGAACAUGCCAUCUGCAGUUCAGGAAGACCCAUCUUGUGACCCAGACUGUCCUGUAGCCAGUGAUGAGUCAGUGAAUGAUACAAAUCCUCAAGUGACGCAACAGGGUGUUGAACGGAUAGAAUAUUCCCCAUAUCCAAACCUCCUUAGGAUGUGCCCUUGACUGCCAGUAAAGACCUGCCCCUUGCUUUUAAGAAGUAAAAUCAACUAAAAGCAUUCUAAAAAUAUAAUUUAAUCUUAUUCUUUUUUUUUCUCCUUGAAGUCCUUUAAAUUUAAUCAAAUAAAUGGGCUUACAGGUCAUGUGCUGGCGAUAAGAUCUAAGAUCAGGUCCCCUGACAAAUUUCAAUAAAAUGGAAAUUGCCGGCAGAACCCAUCCAAGGAGUUAAAAGAUUUUUUUCUCUAAGUUGAGCAGAUACCCUAAAUUUUGUGGCUCUUUACAGCAGUUCCACAUAAAACACAAGAAAAAGGCUUCAUACAAUAGUUUUUCUUACAACAGUAUAAAACCUGAAUGUGUUCUUAAUGCUAUAUGCAUUUUUAUUUUAUCUUAAAUUACUUCUGAAUAACUGUAAUAUUUCCUUUAUCUGGUAUGGUCAUUAGCAUUUUCCUUAUAUUUCAAAGGUGCAAUGUCUCCAGCAUAGCAGGCUGAAAUGCAUUUAUGCACUGCAACCUGAUUUUAUGUAAAAGUUAAUGAAUAAUGAGAAAAGUUAAAUUUUGAAGUUCAACAAAGUUGCACAAAAUUAUUAUCUUUUAAGUAUUUUCAAGCUGUGUAGCCAGCUAGACUGAUAAGUUUACUUAAUUGAUAUACAAUACUAGUUGAUGUUGAAUACAUUUGUUUAGAUCUUAAAAUGUUCCUUUUGUACAGGAAAACAUAACAGUGAAUUCAUAAAUACAUUGUACUUUAAAAUGUCGAUCUUUAUACUCUGUUACUGUAGCAAUUAAGUAACAAAAUUUUGAUUUUUUAUUUUUAAUAAUAAAAUUCCACCUAGUAA
Hypanus sabinus (Atlantic stingray) is the source of this 5010-nucleotide messenger RNA. RefSeq names its product oxysterol binding protein-like 6 (gene osbpl6). The transcript has 23 exons. The record is from RefSeq and is a predicted model, not a curated record. Gene Ontology annotation, cellular component: plasma membrane; intracellular membrane-bounded organelle; cytosol. Lineage: Eukaryota; Metazoa; Chordata; Chondrichthyes; Myliobatiformes; Dasyatidae. The coding region runs from base 485 to 3088 and encodes 867 amino acids. Gene Ontology annotation, molecular function: cholesterol binding.